GCCCAAAACCUGAGUGCACCCCCGCCCAUAAUCCAGCGCGCCCGCCGGGGUUCUUAUUUCUGGCCUCCGCGUUAGCCUAAGCUCCCAUUACUAUCUCUGCCUUGUUUUAUAUCUCUAGUUCUUGAACAAGUUCGGUGACCAUUUUCCAGGCCAAACCUUCGCAACUGCCUCUGCUCCGCUGCUCCUGAUUCUGCCGGCAGAGUUCGAAACUGUCUCCCGCAAAACCCCUCAGUGCAUGAUGGGAUUUUGCAUAUGCCCGUUGGAAACGCCGGCUAGGUUGCUCUGGAGCACCAGCUUCUUCCGCCACAAGCUAAUGAUUUUUUAACUCUGGACACCUCUGAUUCCUAAAACUUAAAUACUAUACUGAGAUACCAGCUAUUCUAUUUUCUUCUGCCCCAUCCGUCGCCGGAGUAAGUAUCUCUGGUGGUCACCGGUGGCGAUUGUUGUCGAAGACCUUGUACGUUUGUGGGAAGAAAGCGAGACGACCAAAGCUAUGGAGUCCGGCCGUAUUUUCUUCGGUUCCUCCACUUGCCGCGGGAACAUGCUGUUUCUCGGGAACGGUGAUCCAGUUUAUAGAGCAGGCGGAUCGAUAAUAAGCAUGGAGGAAAGCUCAAAGAAGCGACCAUUUUUCAGCUCACCGGAGGAACUGUUCGACGAGGAAUAUUACGAUGAGCAGUUGCCGGAGAAGAAGCGACGCCUCACUCCCGAGCAGGUGCUUCUGCUGGAGAAAAGCUUUGAAGAUGAGAACAAGCUGGAGCCGGAACGGAAGACCGAGCUGGCCAAGAAGCUGGGGUUGCAGCCAAGGCAGGUGGCUGUGUGGUUCCAGAACCGUAGGGCCCGUUGGAAAACCAAGCAACUUGAAAGGGAUUACGAUGUUCUCAAGUCUUCCUAUGAUGCCCUGCUUUCAAAGUACAGCUCCAUUGUCAAGGACAAUGAAAAUCUCAAAUCAGAGGUGGUAGCCUUAAACGAGAAGCUUCUGGCUAAAGAGAUGCCACGAGAACCAUUACCAGAAGAAAAGGCAGACCCACUUAUGAUGGAGCUAGCCCAAAUGUCAACCCUGCCAUUCAACGUGAAGGUGGAGGACCGACUCAGCAGUGGGAGUGGUGGAAGUGCAGUGGUGGACGAGGAUGCUCCACAGCUUCUUGUGGACAGCGUCGAUUCCUACUUUCCAGCUGAGAACUUUGAUGGAUGCGUGGCCAGCGUUGAUAGGGUUCAGUCUGAGGAGGAUGACGGCAGCGACAAUGGUCGCAGUUACUUCUCUGAUGUGUUUGUGGCCCCUGAACCUGAGCACCAAAACCAUGAGGAGGGAGACCCGUUGUGUUGGUGGGUGUGGUCUUAAAACAAGCCUGUAUUAAAAAAGAUAAAAGAAAAAAGAGAAAAAAACAUUAUGAUCUUGUAAGGUGUCAUGUUAGAGAUUAAUGUUUUGCAUAAUAAAGCAGAAGACUGUGAGAGUCUGUUGUUUGUUAGAGAUGAUGUGGGAUGUGAGCGUCAAAGAAAAUCCCUUGGAUCAAUGCAUCCAAAGCUUUGAGUUGAACAAAUAAUUGGUCAAUGGCGUCUUCCGUUGUCUGGUCUUAGUACACAUCAAGGGUAGUUCAACCUCGAAGGCUGGCUACCAGGCUUGUUUGCUAUAUAUUUUAGUCUAUAUUUUCGUCUGCGUUGUUUUUAAAAGAAUCUCUGAUUGAGAGUGUAAAGUUUUUAUAAUAGAAAUGAUGCAGGUGAUUCGAGUAUAA
Molecule: messenger RNA, 1730 nt
Organism: Neltuma alba
Lineage: Eukaryota; Viridiplantae; Streptophyta; Magnoliopsida; Fabales; Fabaceae
Product: homeobox-leucine zipper protein HAT5-like
Exons: 4
Coding region: 494-1339 (281 amino acids)
Biological process (GO): positive regulation of DNA-templated transcription
Cellular component (GO): nucleus
Molecular function (GO): sequence-specific DNA binding; DNA-binding transcription factor activity, RNA polymerase II-specific
Source: RefSeq, a predicted model, not a curated record